AUGAGCACGUUGAAACGAGUGCAAGAUGCGUUGGAGGAGAUCAAAAAGGAGAUGGGCCCAAAAUUCACCGAGACGCUAACGGGUGCCUUGAAAGAGCAAGCCAUCGAAAGGAUAAACCGGGUACUGGACUACACGAUUCACGGAGGCAAGUUUGCAAGGUCUUGCCUCGUCCUCAACACAUUUCUGGCGCUGAAAACCGACGCCAAAGAAGAGGAGAUCAAGAAAGCGGCGAGGAUCGCGGUUGUGAUGGAAAUUGUAAGUAUUUUCGGAUUUUUGCUUUGAAAUUUAGGUAAAGCAACACUAAAAUGGACCAAAAGGUGAAAGAGAUCUUCUGUGAGCUGAUAGGAAUAGAGGCAUAUCCAAUUUUUGACUUGAUCACCUUUGUUUUACCUGUUUUAUUUCAAAAUUCCAUUAAAAUCUACCUAAAAUAAUAUUUCUCCUCAAAAUCUCACUUUUUCUUUUGAAAUCGUUACCACUUUGCUUUCUAAAUUACCAGAAUAUUUCCCACGAUGACUGACCUUUUAAUUAACCCAAGUUUCGAAAGCUCUGAUAUUAUUCAUCGCCGCGUUUUUUUUACAAAGAGCAAAACAAAAAGUCCCCCUUCGAAGCGCUGCCCGCUUUGAGCCGAAAGAAGAGAGCCGUGGACGUGUCCUCGGUAGUAUAGUGGUAAGUAUCCGCGCCUGUCACGUGCGAGACCCGGGUUCGAUUCCCGGCCGGGGAGGAAACGUUUUUGCUCUUUUUUUAUAGUAAAAUUACAACGAGUAAAAUAAAGCAGAGGAUGUUAUAAUUUCACAGAGGCCUAAAUUUAGUUCUGCUAUGCAUUUUGCUCAAUUUUAUUAGCUUUUCUUUCAGUUACAAUCCUUUUUCCUCAUUGUGGAUGAUGUAAUGGACAAUGGUGAAGUUCGAAGGGGAAAACCGUGCUGGCAUCGGCUGGUAAGUAGCUCAAUAUGCUCUAGGAUACUCAAUAAGAAUAUUUUACGUUCUGAUUUUGACUGUUUCAGCCGAAUAUUGGACUGGUAGCAAUAAAUGAUGGCCUAAUGUUGGAUCAGAUGAUAGAUCUCAUAGUCAGAGAGACAGUGCCAACCCAUCCUCGAUUAUACGACAUGCUCAGGUUUAUUUAUGAGGUAAGCGAACUUUUCGUUUUGUUUUUUUUCACAUUUAGACACCUUUUUUGGAGGCUCAUUGCUCUGAUACCUACUAUAAUAUACCUCAAAUUCCAGACGAAACGGCGCUCCGUUCUCGGCGAACUCUUCGAUACGACCUCAAAAACCCUUGACGAAUGCACAUUCGACCGAUACGAACAAAUCAUUCUGCAUAAGACGACAUAUUACACUUACAUUUUACCUAUACAAUUGGGCUUCUCACUCGCAAAUCGUGACGAUUUCGACGAGCUUUUACCCGUAGCGGAACGGCUUGGCCUUUUAUUCAGCGCUUUGGUAAGUUUGCACACCGAUUUUGAGCAAUUUGGAGUUUUCCAUGUUUUCGUGGUGAGACCCAAAAAAAUUUCCAAUUUUUUCAGGAUGACUAUUUGGACUGUUUCGGUGACCCCGCGCUGACCGGCAAGACAAUUAUGAACGAUCUGGUGGAAGGGAAAUGCACUUGGAUCACGUGCACCGCCUUAGGGCUUCUUCAAACUCCCGAAAACUCGAAGACCCUGGCGGACUUUGAAAAGGCCUUUGGAAACGCCGAAAAACGAUAUGUAAAUCGAGCCCUAGAGAUCCUCAAGUCCUUGAAAAUCGAUCAACUCUAUGAGAAGUAUGAGGCGGAAGAGAGGAACUCGUUGAAACAGCAGAUUUCCACGCUGAAAAAUAAGGAAAUCCAGCCGAUCCUAGAGGAAUGUGUGGAUUUCAUUAUAAAUCUCAGUCGGAAAAUGCGAAAAACCAAAGAAUAA
Bursaphelenchus xylophilus (pine wood nematode) is the source of this 1891-nucleotide messenger RNA. The record is from the annotation of a GenBank genome assembly. NCBI's taxonomy places the organism in Eukaryota, Metazoa, Nematoda, Chromadorea, Rhabditida, Aphelenchoididae.